AAUGCAUUAUUAAUAUGCAAACAAUCUACAUCAAUCCUUUUUAUGCUUGUAAGCUUUUAUUGUAUAAAUCUUGAUGAAUUUCAAUCAUUUUUCCGUUCACUUUCAGUUGAUGAAAGCAGCAUUCUCGUUCGGAAAUGUACUCUACAGACGAAAACAGAUAAUUAACUAAUAGGAUGACACAAAGCAAAGUCAAAUUGCAUUUCUUGGAUAAUUUAUUUACAAAAUUUCGAAUCACUCUUCACUCUCGAUUAAUUUCAUUAUUAUGAUUGUAAUCGUUAUAGCAACUAUUAUUAAAAAAUGCAUGAACCAAGUUUAAUCAAACAUAUUCUAGCUCAGUCUCACCUACCGUUAGUAUCUAAAAUGACUGCUCGACUAAAUAUUAAUACAGUAGUAAAUGGGGUGAAGAAUUUGUAACUGCAGUAAUAGAAAACUUGAUACCUGAACAUUAAUGAAAUUCAGUAAUAGUCAAGGUUAUUGACAUCGAUUCAAUAAAGAUUCCUAUAAUAUAAAUUACAUUGUAUUUGAAAAACAAAAAUCAUUGGAAGUAGUGCCACAGGUACUUAUAUUUUUGAAAAAAACGCGUUUAAUUUAUAAUUUCGUUUUCUAACAAUUGAAUCUAUAAUAUGUAUUUGUUGCUUCUUUAAUCUAUGAAAUCACUUGCAUGGUUUUAAAACCUUUUGAUAAUAUUCUUGAUUCUUUUGCUUCAUUUCUGGGAGGUAAUCUUUUCUGAUAGUGGAGCUUCUCCAUAUACACACACAAGUGGCCUAUUUAUAUUUAUUCAUAUCGUGGUUUGAAUAACUUUUCAAAGCGUAAAACAACUCUAUCUAUUUCAAUAUUUAUUAUAAAACUGAAACAACUAAAUAAUGAACUAUUCUGUGUAUAUAUGGUAAAACUUAUGAUUUCCAACAACAUCGCAGCUUACUCUGUACAUAGUUCCCAAAACUCAAACUUCUUUUCCCCACCACAGUGAAUGAAAAAAGAAAACUUCCCCAAACCACCCCAAUUAUUUCUCUGAAAAGGGUUUUCCCCCAUUAACUCUAACGACGCCAAUUCCCUGAGAUAAUCCCACCAUGAUUACAAUUUUCCUCUGAGAGGUAUAAUCAUUUUCGUGAAAUUAUAUAAUUAGUUCGUUUCUCUGACUCUCUUUAGGUGAUAAUAAUCUCCAGUGAUGAGUCAAUAAUGACCAGAUAGUAACUGCUUAUUUUUUUUGGUAAGAUGAUCACGUGAAAUAGGGUAAUUAUAUCAGAAAUAAAACAGAAUUGAAGUGGGAAAAGGAAGGUUUAUAAUUGUGGACGGUCGGAGAAAGAGACUUCUAUUGUCGGCCAGUCUCUUCAGGUUGGAAGCUCAAACUGGGAGGAAGACUCAAGCUUCAAAACUAAAACAAAAGUUAGGCCUUAUUUGUGGCCACAGGGAGAAGGGCUUCAGUGAUUCCACUAAGAAAGGGCAGAAUAGACCAUAUAGACAGACCAUUGUUCUAUCGAAAACUCUACUUGAAAUUGUUGUGAAGUAUUGGCAAAGAAUUCGGUGGCUUUUAAAGGCGAUGAUAUGGAUGAAAAGCACAGAACUGAUUCGCAAGUACAUAAAUCUUCUACGCUACGACAAUGGAAGUCCUGUACCAUUCAUUCUGGGACUAUUCACAGCAGGCCUGGUACUCGCCAACCUAUUCAUGGUACUCUUCAAAGAAAACUACAACCUCGAAAAAUGCUCACUGGCCGUCAAAGACGUACUCACAGUUCUGGCGUUGUUCUCAUGCACUAUUAAACGGUUGUUAGAUCCAGAGGAAAGUAUCCGAUUGACAAAGUUGAUUGAGGAGGAAUAUUUUGUGGAUUGUUGUCGUAUCGGAGGUACAAAAUGGCGGAGGAUUAAACUGUUGUACCAGGAGAAACGGAAAGAUUUGGAAUCCUCUAGCGAAACAAUCAUUAUUCUCAUACAUUUUGCGUACCUGGGGUUUAUAUUGAGGUACCUAGUCUUAGAACUAGUGGGGGCUAGUCUCAAAGAUGACCCCCGUGGUUUCCCCUCCCCCCUCGUCCACUUCAACCCUGCAGAAUACCCUGACCUACAAUUUUCUAUCUACAUUUUUGCACUGCACAGUUUUCUGAUACUGUUUCUAGCUUUGGAAGGUUUCGGUGGCUAUGCUUCACUGUGGCUUUGUGUGAAAAAAAUAAUGACCGAUUUUGAGAGUAUCUAUAUACUUUUGGAGGAGGUGGGGAAAGAUCACCCAGGGAUGGAAGUUAGGGAGUAUUUCGAGAAGUUGAGAAUUUUGGAAAGUGGAGGGAGGAGCAGUCGUGUAGAUGAGAUGGUAGAUGGAAAAGUCGGAGAGAAUCUUUAUUGGACCGAUGAUGUUAACGCUGAGGAGAAACUUCGUGCAGAUACCAGGCUUAUUGUGGAAUUUCAUCAAAAUCUCAACCGGAACCAGAAUGAUUGCGCAACAAUUUCCGGAUUCAGUAUUUCGGUUAUGAGUUUUCUAGUGGCCUUGGAUACAUGCUUCAAUAUAUUUCUCAUGCUGCAGGCAAACAACCCGAAGGUGUUUAUGAACUAUGCUGCAGCCUGUGUGUGUACUAACAUCCCACUCCUACUCAAUUACUACAUUGGUCAACAAAUUUCAAAUCAAAAUGAAAUAUUUCGUCAGAACCUAGCGGAGCUACCCUGGAUAGACAAACCCCAUUGGUUCAAACAGAGCAUGAUGACUAUGAUGACUAGAGCCAACGUCGACACUCAGUUCAAACCAUACGGAAUCUUCGUUCUCAAUCUCACAUCCUACAAAGAUGCUAAUGACUUACAGACUAGUUUCAACUAUGCCUUCGCAUGCUUCUUCAUCAACCUCAUUGUAUUUUUCUCUUAUCAUACUGGCCAGAGAAUAGUCAACCAGAAUGACAUUUUGCGAAGAUCUUUGAACGAUAUUUCUUGGAUUGACAAGCCCCAUUGGUUCAAGCAAAGUCUGCAUAUUAUGAUGGCCAGAGCUAAUGUUGAUACUGAGAUGAAACCAUACGGCAUUUAUGUAUUGAAUUACAUGUCUUUCAAGAAUAUAAUGAAGGCUGCAUUAUCCUUUGGACAUUUUCUGUAUACCACCAAGUUGAAAGGUCAAAUACAACAGUAAUACGAAAUAAUCGGUUUCCAAAUGGAGAGUAAUAAAAAUCAUGUAGAUUGAUAGUCGCUCUUUAAAGAAGCAGUAAUAUAUUGAACAUAUCAGUGUAAUAAGGAAAGCAUCAAGGCGUGAAGGAAUUAUUCACGAAUAAUUUUAAAUUGAUUAAAACUUUGGAAUAUUAGAUAAAAUUUAUUCUUAUUCCUUUCCAAUAAUCUAUUAUAAUGUAUAAUGCGUGUGUUCGUGUAUGUCUUUGUCAAAAGUAAUUUCAAUAAUUUUGUGGUUGGUCAGUAGUACGGUAUGCUAUUAUAUAAUGGAUACUUGAAUAGACUUGAAACGUUUCAAAAAACCACUUAAAUUAAAGUGGCUUUUUGACAACGUUUCAAGUCUAUUCAAUUAUGGAAAAGUUCCACAACAUCAACAUUCACGCUACAAACUUAUAUAUAUGGAUACGUUUGGUAGUAUAUGGAACACAUUCUAAAAACCUGUGGUCCUGCGGUACACCCAGUGACUAAAGUACUUGGUACGCCUUGUGGUAUAUUACAAAUGCAUGGAAUAAGCAGGACUUAUAAAUUGGACCAUAGUAAUAAUAAUUUUCAGCUCUACCUGAUCAUUUGCAUUGCUACGACUAAAAGAAAAAAGAAGAAUAAGAAGUGGAUUGAGUUGAGAAUAAAAAUUAAUAUAUUAUUGUUAUGCUAUCCACUUCAGGCACUUAUCAUACCUGUAGUACCGUCUGGCGAUAUAAACCUCUAUUACGGUACCGGUAUAUCAAAAAAUUUAAAGCUUAAAUUGAAUUAUUCAAAGUCCAAUUCAUCCAGUGCUAUCCUGCAUAGAUGAAUAAUUGAAAGAUAAUUAUUAUGCUACUGUAUUAAUUUCUUAUACUAGUAUUAUCUAAAAACAAUGUUGAAAUAUAAAUUAUGUGAAUAUUAUCCUCUAAUAAUGUAUUACUAUGUACACAAAUAAAUACUAUGUAUGCAAAUAAAAAUGUUCAACACAUUGAAACUUGUUUUGAUGUAGGCUGGAUUAGAAUUGGAAUUAUAAUUCAAUGGAGUUCAAUCGCAUCCAGAUCUAUUAGUUUGAUGUUACAAUAUUAUAGAAUAAAUAAAAAUAAUUAAAAACUAUGAUAGUCAUUUAGCCGUAUUAAAGUUAGUGAUUACAAAUUUGUUUUUACUUUUUAAAUUUAUAUUUUUAGCCUGUAAAUGACCACAGUUCAUGAUGUAAUUUAAAAUAAAAAGUAUUUCAGAUACUAAAACCUAUUUUAUCAAUUCAAUUUAUUAAAAUUAUCAUUUGUAAAUAAUAUACAAAACUAUUCCUGCCUCUUCAUACUUGGAAUAUCAAUAAAUUUCCUUUUGGCGGCAUUAUUUUGAAUUUGAGUGCAGUUUAACAGUUGACCACAUGUAGCGCUGCACGUCUGAAUCGCAGCGUGUGAUUGGCCACUUCGAAAGUAGUACAGACAUUUGUCGGCUUCCCGCCGUUGUUAUUGUGCAGACCCCUCUAGA
Molecule: messenger RNA, 4581 nt
Organism: Nilaparvata lugens (brown planthopper)
Lineage: Eukaryota; Metazoa; Arthropoda; Insecta; Hemiptera; Delphacidae
Exons: 10
Coding region: 1541-3097 (518 amino acids)
Biological process (GO): detection of chemical stimulus involved in sensory perception of smell; sensory perception of smell
Cellular component (GO): plasma membrane
Molecular function (GO): odorant binding; olfactory receptor activity
Source: RefSeq, a predicted model, not a curated record